Molecule: messenger RNA, 4133 nt
Organism: Ciona intestinalis (vase tunicate)
Lineage: Eukaryota; Metazoa; Chordata; Ascidiacea; Phlebobranchia; Cionidae
Source: RefSeq, a predicted model, not a curated record
AAUUGUCGGCGCAGCUGGUAAUAGGAAGUAUUUUGGAAUUAAAGCGGGAAUUUAAAAAGAAGCGACUUAAUUACUUUGUUUGUUUUUAUAAAGAGAAGUAUAUUUCUAAAUAUUCUGCAACAUUUUACUGAUAUUCUCCGAAAUUAGCAUUGGCUUCAUCACAAGAGCAAGAUUUAAAUUAAAAUUACUGCUCAAAAAUGUCGAAUGAAAUAACGUGGGAGGUUUGUAAGGAGAACGUUCAACCUUUGCGACAUGGAAGAAAUGUAAGUUACCUCAACGCAAGUUUACAGACGUCGGAUGAGAUUUCCCAUAGCUUGAUGAAACAGAAAAAGAUGUUGGAAGAAGAAAUAUUAACAGAUGGCAACCUCCAUGAUCCUAUUGAUCCUUGGGAUAGAUAUUUCAAGUGGUCCCAGCAGCAUUUUCCAGAAGGAAAAGAAGAUUUAAAAAACUUUUUGCAGAAAUAUAUUGUUAAGUUUCAGAAUUCUGACAGAUACAGAAAUGACCCUCGGUAUGUAAACGCUUGGCUCACGAUGUCACAAAUCCACGACGACGCCCCCACCACAUUUGCAUACAUGAAGAGCAAGUCAAUUGGAAUAAAUUGCGCAUCUUUUUACAUUAUGUGGGCUGAGGAACUUGAGAAGUCAGGGAACAUAAAGAAAGCUCAUUCCAUUUAUGAGCUGGGUGAAGAAAAUGAUGCAGAACCAACAGAACUUCUCAGCAAAAUGAGAAAUGCCUUCCAGUUGCGUGCAGCUCGGUCAAUCUCAACAAAGUUAAACGAAAAUGAGGAUGAUAAAAAUAAGAGUGAACUUGAUAGUAGAAGGCAACGACAGGCACUUGGUAGUUUAGAUGGGAGGGGUAAACAUAAAGUACUUGGAACUACAAGGAUUGGGAACACUACUGCAGGAGUUGUUCGAUCACAACCGCGGACCUCAUUCAAAGAAAACAGGAGUUCCACCAAAUUCAAAAUAUUUUCUGAAGAUGAAAAUAACGAACAACAUUGUGUUGGGAAUUUUGCUUCGAUGCCAAAUAAUCAAAUCAACUCAAAGGAAAAUACCACAGCACCAUCUGUAUGGAAAGGUGCAGAGGUACAACUAAACAGAAAUAAAACAACAACAGCAAUAAGCAGCAGCAACAAGCCAUUCACAAUAUGCCAAGAUGUUGAUGUUCCAUCUCAAGAACAAGCUACUCCGCUUGCUAGUCGUAAGUUGUCAAAGUCGGUUGAAGUUAUUUUGACGGAACGAAAAUGGAAGAAACAUGAAGAAUCGGAUUUCCAUCGAGCGAUCCGGGAACAACAUGGAGAUGCUGAUCAUAAUGUGGUUCGAAUGUAUCCGGUUGAAAAAGUUUAUUCGGCUGUUGGUGAGUUUCAACCAGAGGAAAUCCUCGCUGCGUGUUGGUUAAAGAAACAAAGGGAGGAAGAGGAGCAAAAGAGAUUACAAAGGCAGUUAGAAGAACAGAGGAAACAAAUUGUUGAAAGUGAACGUCGAGAAAUAGAAGCACAACGAGCUUAUGACGAUAAAGUGAAUCAACUAAAACACAGGGAACAACAACUAAGAAAUCUCCUGCAGUUGUUCAAAGAUAAAGAGAUGCAAAUUGAGGAUAAAGUAGAAAUGGUGAAAGAAGAACAAGAAAUGACGAUUGCGUUGCAUAAAGUUUGUUCCCAGCUUCAACACAUGCAACAGAAAAACAACAUUGUUGAAGUGGCUACAUCUAGUCAAGCAAUUCAAGGUGGAAAGUCAUUGCUUGAAGAUGAGGUUAUGGAAUGUAAGCCUUCGUCUCCUACUGUGUGUACUAAGGAGGCAAUGGGUGAAAUUUUUGGAAUGUUCCAAAAGCCUCUGAACACAGAUGUCAAUGUUACGAAGCAUGAACCAAGUAUGAUGCAACAAUCACAAUUCUCAAUAUAUUGUGACGCAGAAAUGAAAGACAAAACUCCUGUUAAGUUUGAUAUUUACGAAGAUGCAUCGGAUAACUCUGAAAAUAUCCCCACCCCCGAAUACAAGCAAGCACCAAAGCGAGAAGGAUUGUCAGGAAUUCUUCAACCAGCUGUUGGAUUUAAACUUGAAGAAGAUGAUUUUGAUGACGAUGGAAAAGAUGAGGAUGAGCGAUUGUUUGACGAUGUAUACCCAUUAUGUGAUGACAAUCAAUCUUUAUAUUUGGAUGAUCGGACAGUAGCAAGAGCACCAAUGGAAAAAACAACUAAAAACACUGAAUUCCCCGAGUCAUCUUUCUUAAACACGCUGAGUCACAACCCACCAAGCUUACAAUCGACGAUGCACGUCACGAACGAGAUUGGCGACGAUUUCAACAAUCCUCAUUUCUCUGCUGAGAGCACCACACGAUGGGGUGGUGGAGCAACAACAGCGACGACCACAGAGGAAGGUGUCGUAAAACUCAGUCCAAUACUUGAAGCUACGAACGAAUACGAGAAAUCGAUGUCCACCAAAUAUCAAUCAGGUCUCGUAUCGUUGAUACCUUCCAUGCAUCGUACAAAUGUUUCAACAGCUGCAACUGAAAAGUUUAAAUUUGGCGCCAUUGGGCUUGAAGAUGACAUCACAAUACCUGAACAAUCGCGACUGGUUGAUAGUGAUGUCAUAGAUGAAUCACAAGCGAUUGAUUACGACUUCAAAGAUUUGUGCGAUGAGUUAAUGUCAACUUCCUUGUGUAAAACAACCAUAGACCUUAUGCCAGAUGGGAUCGGAGAUUUAUCGAAGCCCUCCCUUGGCCUCAACAUCAUCCCUGAUCCUUGGAACGAUCAACUUCUUCAAGGACUCAUCCCUUCAACACUUGAGGGCGUUAUCGUUGCAUCGGAAUCGAAAGUUUUCAGGAAAGGUUCUGACGUUCGAAUUGGUAACGAGACGUACCAUCUCGUGAAGGAAAUUGGGAAAGGAGCUUUCGCGAAGGCUUACAAAGCAACUAUGGUGUCUGGAGAUGAAGUUGCAGUUAAAGUUCAAUCUCCUGCUUACAAAUGGGAGAUACACAUGUUGCAGGAAGUUAGGAGAAGAUUGGAAGCCAAGGGCCAUGAUGUUUGUAAGGAUUAUAUGACGAUUAUGACGGCGGCCGUUUUCCAAAAUUCCUCGUGUGUUGUGACGCAAUAUUUACCAUCUGGUACUUUACUGGACUUCUUGAACACCAACAAGAAUAACACAGUUGAUCGAGAAAACAUUGCUCUUCAAAUCUUCCAUCUGGUUCAUUCCUUGCAUGCGAUUGGUGUCAUACAUGGAGACGUAAAACCGGAUAAUAUUCUUAUUGCUAAUGUUUCAAAUCGAGGUCCUGCUCCAACUUUACGUUUAAUUGACUUUGGACGAGCGAUAGAUCUUUCUUCCCUCCCCCCUAACACAGCGUUUACCGAUAAUUGUGGGACAAGUGGUUUUGUUUGCUCGCAAAUGAAAACCAACCAACCAUGGAAUUAUCACAUUGAUUUUAAUGGAGUUGCUGGUACCUUGCAUGUCCUGCUACACUCAGCUUAUAUGAAGACAAUGCUUAACAAUAAACAGGAAUGGGUUACUACAAAGAAACUGCCAAGGUGGUGUGAUGAAAAAUGGAGCUCAGCUUUCCACGAUCUUUUAAAUUUUCCUACUCCAACUAACGACUGGUGUCCUUCGUUGCAAGAUUCCCCCCUACCCCACCUCAUACAGUUAUUCGAUGCUUGAAAAAUUUUAGGUUUUAUUUGUAAAUACUUUUAUUGUAAGCAUUUUUCUCCUUGUGCGAUUUUUGCAAUAACACAAAUAUCUGUGCUGCAAAGCUCCGGUUUUUAAGGGGAGUAUUUUUUCGCUUUAAUUCAUUUCGUUGGUGUAAAAUUAAGACUGAAUUUUAUCCAGAAUUGUUGAACUUCAUAAAUAUUUUAACUUAAGUUGUAACGUCGUUUCGGUAUCUGCAAGACAUUUUAGGCUCGGAAUUCAAUUGCUUUGUUUUCUAAAUAAACUCUGGUCUGGUCUUUAAGCCAUGUAAACAAACAAAUUAGACAACUUUAGGUAGCAAAUCAUAACAACGGUUUUCAAAUUAAAAAAAAUGCAAUUCUAAAAUACGGUCCACGCCAUUUGUGACGUCAUAAUAUCGGAUAUUGUUCGCUCAAGUAUCGCGCGCGAUCUUUUUUCGUCGCUUUUAUUGUUUCGCGAAUAAAAUAUGUACACAACGCA